AUGAGAGCGAAGGCCCGUGCACAGCGCUCCAUGGUUGGCAUCCUGCGACGAAUGCUGGCGCUACAGUCCAAGAACAAGGCUUUCCUGCUGGCCGCCAUCGACAAGGUCUCCAACGGAGAAUGGCUCUAUAGUCCCAAACCAGAAGACCAAGGACCUGACAGUCACACCUGGAAAUACCUCCAGGAAGUCCGCAAGCCUUCCAACGCAGGCUACCAUUUCGACCCCACCAGGCUGAACCACUCGAUGAUCGAGAGGCCUCGUUCGUACGCGAAGGAUAUACGCCCCAAUUCUUACCACAUGGACAGAUGGAAGUCCAGCGAGGACGGUGAGACCGACAGCUCUUUCUCUUGGCAGGGAUCCGGGAAUGGUUUAAAUAAGGAGAAUGAUGCCGAAGUAGGCAAGUGGUUAUAA
Parnassius apollo (apollo) is the source of this 411-nucleotide messenger RNA. NCBI's taxonomy places the organism in Eukaryota, Metazoa, Arthropoda, Insecta, Lepidoptera, Papilionidae. The record is from the annotation of a GenBank genome assembly.